Messenger RNA from Babjeviella inositovora NRRL Y-12698, 1497 nucleotides. Its product is annotated as bifunctional nucleoside/nucleotide kinase/histidine phosphatase family protein. Lineage: Eukaryota; Fungi; Ascomycota; Pichiomycetes; Serinales. Gene Ontology annotation, cellular component: cytosol. Gene Ontology annotation, biological process: fructose 2,6-bisphosphate metabolic process; fructose metabolic process. Gene Ontology annotation, molecular function: ATP binding; 6-phosphofructo-2-kinase activity. The transcript is spliced from 2 exons. The record is from RefSeq and is a predicted model, not a curated record. Bases 1 to 1497 code for a protein of 498 amino acids.
AUGGUUGGCCUUCCUGCGCGGGGCAAAUCUUACUUGACCAACAAGCUCACGCGGUACUUGAACUGGUUGCAGCACGACACGCGUGUGUUUAACGUAGGGAACACACGGCGCAAGGCGCAGCCGGAGCUGGGGCCAUUUACACAUCCACUCACAGACCAGCACACGCGGUUGGAGAGUGUGGAGGAGGAGGAAACCCCCCACUCGGCGUCGUUCUUCUCACCGGACAACGCAGCGAGCUUCGCGCUUCGCGAGAAGUGGGCGAUGGAUACGCUUGACCAGUUGCUUGACUAUCUCGUGGACGGGCCCGGCUGCGUAGGAAUCUUUGACGCGACAAAUACGACAAAGAAUCGCCGCGCGAAACUUUUGCGCAAGAUCCAAGAGCGUUCCCAGGGCCAAUUGAAGGUGUUAUUUUUGGAGAGCGUGUGCACGGACGCGAAGAUCAUUGAGACCAACAUGCGCUUGAAGCUCUCGGGGCCGGAUUACCGUGGCAUGGACCCGGAGACCGCGUUGGAGGACUUCCGCGGGCGGCUCACCAACUACGAGCGCGCGUAUGAAGCCAUCGAUGACGAGGAGGAACAGCGCAACCUGGAGUUCAUGUACGUGAAGAUGAUUGACGUGGGCCGCAAGAUUGUGGCGUACAACAUCUCGGGCUUCCUCGCGUCGCAGACAAUCUACUAUCUCCUCAACUUCAACCUCGCGGAGCGCCAGAUUUGGGUCACGCGCCACGGUGAGAGCGAGGACAACGUGUCGGGGCGCAUCGGUGGUGAUGCGCCGUUAACCGCACGCGGUCGGCUCUUUGCGCAGGCAUUGACACGCUUCAUGGACUUCCAGCGCGGCGAGUUCCGCAAGCAGCAGUUGGACGAGUUCCGCAAGCGGCUCCUGUUGAGGUUUCCGACCGCCGAGCCGCCCGAGCCGGCCGAGUUUUACGUGUGGAGCAGCAUGUUGCAGCGCUCCGCUGAGACGACGCAGUACUUCGACGAGGAGGCGUACACCCUCAAGGAAAUGCGCAUUUUGAAUGAGUUGGGCGCAGGUGUGUGCGAGGGCAUGACCUACAAGGAGAUCCAGAGCGAGUACCCCGCGGAGUUUGAGGCACGCAUCAAGGAUAAGUUGGCGUACCGAUACCCAGGUGUGGGUGGUGAGUCGUACCUCGACGUUAUUAACCGUGUAAAGCCGUUGAUCAACGAGAUUGAGCGCACCAAGAACCACGUGUUAAUUGUGACGCACCGCGUAGUGGCACGCGUGCUCUUGGCGUACUUCCUUAACUUGCACAAGUCAAUCAUCGGUCUGUUGGACGUGCCGCUCCAUUCGUUGUACUGCUUAGAGUGCAAGCCCUACGGCACCGACUACUACUACUACGAGUAUGACGAAAAGCGUGACUGGUUUUUCAAGGUCGACCCCGAGCACCAGAAGAAGACCAAGCAGGUUGGCGUCACGUUCCAGGAACGCCGCUACUCGGUCGUGCCGACCGCGCCGUCCUCCGUUGGUACAUUUGCCUGA